Moneuplotes crassus is the source of this 486-nucleotide messenger RNA. NCBI's taxonomy places the organism in Eukaryota, Ciliophora, Spirotrichea, Euplotida, Euplotidae. The record is from the annotation of a GenBank genome assembly.
UGUUGAUAUAAAUAAAUUUAUUAGGAAUUCAAAAAUGAAAUACUCCUGCAUCGUUGUAAUUGCCUUACUCAUUGGAACUGUAUUCUCUGCAGCUGGAGACCCCCAUCUUAGAAGAGGACAAGAACUUAUUGAUUGGAUUGAAGGAGAUAUGGAAGGAACUAUUAUUAUCAUGUUCUAUGACCAACAUGCUCCUGAGAGUAGGACUAAGGCGAUGAGAGAAGAAAUUGAAAGAGAAAUUCUUAGACCAAACCCCGGAUUCCAUUAUUACGAGGUCAAUGCGAUUAUUGACGACUAUAAAGAUGUGAGGGAAAUGUGUGAACUCAACAUGAAAGAACUCAAACAUUCUCCUACCGUUAUGGUUUCAAGUGAUGGAAAUGGAUAUUGGGCUCAUGGACAAGGAGCAGUUCAGGAAAUUAAAUAUCAACUCCCUAACUAUUCCAUCGAUAUCAGAAGACAGCUUGGAUUAAUUAGAUAAUUCCUUGAUAA